This is a messenger RNA of Theobroma cacao (cacao), 1533 nucleotides long. It is a transcript of the gene PLSP1, whose product is annotated as plastidic type i signal peptidase 1. The record is from RefSeq and is a predicted model, not a curated record. Gene Ontology annotation, molecular function: serine-type endopeptidase activity. Gene Ontology annotation, cellular component: chloroplast thylakoid membrane. Lineage: Eukaryota; Viridiplantae; Streptophyta; Magnoliopsida; Malvales; Malvaceae. Gene Ontology annotation, biological process: thylakoid membrane organization.
UGUACGCUUCAGCAAACUAAAGGCUUCGACACCGCGGCCAUUAAGGAGGUAGCGCCGCUAAGCUCGAAAAGGAAAAUUUGAAAAAAAAAAACACUAGAGGCUUCGGCGUCGUGAAGCCCAAGGAGAGAGGGUUGCAACACCUACAUGUCAGCGAAGAAUCAAGGAAGUAAAUUUAAUAUUAAAUGCACAGGAUUUCCACCCCUCCAUUUUUAUAAGCUCAGAUUUCAGCCUGCCAGAAAAUUGGAUUCUUGGCUUGUUUGAGUAGAGAUGGUGAUAUCUCUACACUCCUUGCCUCCAUUGCUUUCCUUUCAAAACCCUAAUCCCAAUUCAACCUAUUUCUCCAAACCCUUCAAAGACACUCAUGUAACCUCAAUUGCUUUCUUCAAACCCCUCAGAACUCCCAAUCUCACAAUCCUCAAUAUCCACCAAACUUCAAAAUCCCACUUUUUAAGCCAUAGCAAUCCCACGUUUCCCUUCAAAAUCCCAAAUUGUUUGGGAUUCAAGAUAGAAAAUGCUACAACUUUAAGCCUCAGAAACCGAUUUCAAAGACUUAGCUGUUAUGGGGUUAAAGGCUCCGGUGAGGAGACCAAAGUAGUGUUGGACUCCGGUGACGGCGGAGAAGGUGGCGAUGGUGGCGGAGAUGGAGAUGAUGGGGAGGUAAAGAAGAAAUUGCCUGAAUGGUUAAAUAUUACUUCGGAUGAUGCAAAAACAGUUUUGGCUGCAGUGGCAAUAUCACUUGCUUUCCGGUCAUUCGUUGCUGAGCCGAGGUAUAUUCCUUCGUUGUCGAUGUAUCCUACGUUUGAUGCUGGGGAUCGAAUUGUUGCUGAGAAGGUUUCAUACUACUUUAGGAAGCCAUGUGCUAAUGAUAUUGUCAUUUUUAAAAGUCCACCAGUUCUUCAGGAAGUAGGAUACACUGAUGAAGAUGUCUUCGUUAAACGAAUAGUAGCUAAGGAAGGUGAUAUUGUGGAGGUUCAUAAUGGUAAGCUUAUUGUUAAUGGGGUUGUUCGAGAUGAAGACUUCAUUAAUGAAGCACCUUCUUAUGAAAUGACACCAGUUCGAGUACCGGAGAACUCAGUCUUUGUGAUGGGUGACAAUCGUAAUAAUAGCUAUGAUUCCCACGUUUGGGGUCCCCUCCCUGCCAAGAAUAUCAUAGGAAGAUCAGUAUUCCGUUAUUGGCCUCCAAAGAGGAUAGGUGGCACAGUACUUGAGCGUGGCUGUGCAGUUGCCAAGCAGGAGAGUGUGAAAGCUUCUGAAUAGAUAUUCAGCCUACUGAUUUUAUUUGACCAAAGUAAUCCUUUGGCCGUUCACACCAUUUCCCCCGAUAAUGUCUCUGUUUUCUUUGUAUACUCAUUGUGAGCUUUUAAUUCCUUUUAUUUAUCUCUCCCAAAAUUUCUGCAAUAGCAUUUUUUAGUAGAAAGGUUAUUCUUGAAAGACAGGUCCUUUUUUUGGCCUGAUAUAUGAUUUUCAUGCGACUAUAGAUUGACCCCUUGUAACGAUUAAUGCAAUUAAUAUUCUGUUCUCUAUCGUUUCAUA